Molecule: messenger RNA, 3515 nt
Organism: Orbicella faveolata
Lineage: Eukaryota; Metazoa; Cnidaria; Anthozoa; Scleractinia; Merulinidae
Product: BOS complex subunit TMEM147-like
Source: RefSeq, a predicted model, not a curated record
UAUCCUUCUCUUGGCGAAGCGGCCAUUUUACUAUAGUGUAAAGCUAGUUUAUUUUUCUUAUUUGCUCUCUAAAAAUGACUCUAUUUCACUUUGGAAACUGCGUAGCCUUAGCGUACUUUCCUUAUUUUAUUGUCUACAAAUGCUCUGGGCUGUCUGAGUACAGUGCCUUUUGGAGAUGUGUGAAAGCUGGGGCUGCGUAUUUAGUGACUCAACUUUGUAAGAUGUUGGUGUUAGCAACAUUUUUUCCCACUUCAGAUGUUUCUCCAGGCUAUAUGGACUUUAUAGGGGAGUUUCUCAGAUCCACAGUAGACUUAGCUGAUCUUGUUGGCCUUCAUUUAGUCAUGACUAAAAUUGCUGGCAAGGGUGAACUGAAGGUUUUAGUUGCUGGAGUUGGGUGGGCUACAGCAGAGCUUAUCAUGACCCGUCUUGUUCCUCUGUGGGUUGGAGCUAGAGGUGUUGAGUUUGACUGGAAAUACAUACAGAUGAGUUUUGAUGCUAAUGUUAGCCUUGUUCAGCAUAUCUCUACAGCAGCCUUAGUUUGGCUGUGGAGCAGGACUGACCUGCAGAAAUCCUUCUUACCAAUAGUCAUGGUCUUCAUGGCUGUGACUUGCUACCGACCCCUCCUUAUCGAAGUUUUGAGCCAUGUCUUGGGUAUUCAGUCUUGGAGCUUGCUGCUGUUAAAAACCACCAUUACUUCCUGCAUUGGACUAGUUGCUCUUCAGCUGUAUCUGACAUUAACCACUGGCAAACAGGCCAGGACUUAAGGAAGAGACCUUGCGCUUGUUAUUUAUGCAACUUUGAAUUGUCAGAAAAGCAGUUUAGGAACAAUAUUGUAACAUCAAUCUAUGAAGCCUAUGGUUAUCAUACUGAAAAGGCUGGCUUGAAUUUUCAACAGUUGUUCGGAAGUGAAAGCUUCUUGUUUAUGGCCAAACUCCUUGAAAAGCAAUUGCACUUUUCGAUACUGUAAGGUGUAGGUCUUGAAAUGUCGUUGAAAUUUAAAUUAAAGUCCUUGAAUAAAAUCAAUAUCUGUGAAUUGCAUACAUAAUCCUCAUAAGAUAUUGGCAGUGAAAGGUCAGUUCAUUCUACAUGUACAGUGCUUUCAAUACGAUUUGCAGUAGGGGACUACUCUGAUACAGUACCCAUCAGAGAGCAAUACUAAAGGUGCACAACAACUUCCUCUAGGGUGCCAAUUUUAUAUGUAACUGUUCAUAUUAUAACUGGCAAUUCACAAUAGAAUAUCCAUUGUACCUCUAGCUGGUACCUAUUUAUACACCUGGGUAGAGAGAGGCACUGUGAGAGUGAAGUUUUUUUGCCCAAGAACUCAAUGUUAUGACCCUGGCCAAGGCUUAAUCCAAAGUGUGCCACCAUGUCCUCUAAAUAUGUAGCUGCAAUGUCAUCCCAUACAUGUAGGCACAUGACUCCUCUCGCCCGAGACUCAGUCAUGGAGAAAAUGUGUUUGAUUCAUUGCCCCACUUCCAAGUUUUUGGUGUUCCCAAGUCAAAUAUGCUUCAUAUAGUAUUACAUGUUCAAGUCCAGAGUUCCAGAUAAUUUUUCAACGCAGUUUGUCGAUGAGGAAUUCCAACAGAUAAAUUCCCACUGUUCUCACCAAAUCAAUAUAAAUUUUCGAUUAAUUUGCUGGGUCAUGCAACUGACCUCAUCAGGUCUUUGACCUGAGACCUUUCACUUCUCUGGAACAGAGCAAGUCACCCUCGUAAUCACCUCUUUUAUCCAUAUGGUCCCUUGAUGUUCGUGUAUAUACAGACAAACACUUGUCUGACCCUAAGAGAAAAGUCCAGCUGCCUUCAUCUGGUGCUAAAGUUUAAACGAAAAUCAGCAAACAACAAUCAUGAAACUGCUACAUGUACAUUUAUGAACAAUGAACACUGAACAUUAGCAUUCCCAAUUUGUGAUUUGUGUAUCUUUCUCUAACAAGGAAGAAUGAAAAAUCAUUUGGCAACUAAGAGGAUGGUUUAAUUUUAACUAAGUUUGGCUGCCCAUAAGUGCCAUGGAAUAAGUACAUUUAGCAACAAAUUAUGGAAGCAGGCUGACGUUGUCGUUGACAAUGUUGCAUGUAAUAAUUUUUCUAGGACUGACACAGACACAGAAAUUCAGUUAACUCUCCAUGCCAUGUUUGCCUAUGACUGUCAGAUCUUUCGCUUUCUAAAGAGCUGCAGUUGCUGAAUUCAUAUUAGAGGUGGAAAACUGUCUUGGACUGAAAACUUGUCUUCAAAUGGAAAACUUGUGUGGCAUGAAUCCAGUAAAGGAUGGGUUUCCCUUUUUUCAACGAGAAAACAGGACGGAAAACUCAUCUUAGACAGAAGACUCACUUAAAUUCAUACUUGGCAUGAAAAUCAUGACAAGUUUCAGUCGUGAUUUUAAGGUGGGUUACCCUCAUUAAAUUCAUAUUAGACUGUAUCCUGUCAAAAGGAAUUCCAUCCGUGACUAGUUUCUCUAGUUUAAAAUAUCAAUACGGCUAGUGAUGCACACACUUGGGAAUAUUUAACAGGAAAAGUAAAGUACUUUAAUAAGACCCAGCCUGUGGUUUGCACUAACAUUAACUUUCACAUUUUCACAAUUCACAAGUUUGCAGAUGUCAAACUACAUGUAUGUUAACAUAAAAAUACACCCACCAAUUUCCAUGGCUAUGAAUUGUAUACCAUAUAGGGGUUGUUGUAAGAACUUCACUGAUGCAACUCCCACAUGUAAUUAUAACCUGAAUAGAGCAGUUUUCAUUUGAGUGUCAAAAGGUAAUUGGUUUUGUAUCACCAUGUUACACGAUUGGCUUAAGAAAUGUAUGCCAUUUUUUCAUCCAAUCGUGCAUAUUUCUGGUGCUUUGUGUCACCUACAUGUAAUUAUUUUGAGUUUUGAUUGGUUCACUGGAUUUUCUGUGUCCUUUGUGAUUUGGCUAGAGUGAUUACUUUGGUUCUGGUUUCAAAACACUCAAUUGAAAACCACUCUAAUACAUAUAUUUCAUAAUACAUCAACAAUACAUCAGCAUUGUUUGAAAUAUAGAUUUAUUCCAAGAAAUGAGAGUGAUAUAAAAAAAGCCCCAUUUUCUUACAACUAGUAACACACUGCAAGUCACAAUCCAAUUUUUUUCCUGUAAUGUUUUGAGCCCAACAAAUUCGUCUAAUCCGUCAUAAGUCAAAUGUAAAUCCAAAUAUAGUCCUUUUGAUCAAAGGCUUGCUCCUGUCGUUAAGAAGAUCACGUGGUCCUUCUUCAUUUGGUGACAAAGUCAAACUUGGGAAAUUCCUCCAGAUUUCCUUCUCCAAACCGCUUUUGUAUCUGCUGCUUUUCCACCUCGACUCUAGCCUUCUUCUCGGGCGUAAAAUCGACUAAUUCUCCACCUGAGGCUUGGCUUUUCUUCUUGUACUCUUGCAAUUUCUCCACGAAUAAUUUCUGUAUGGGGUCAGAGGUCUUGUCUUUCGCUAAAACAGCUGCCAUACCGAUGCUUCUUCUACAAGUGGCCAUGAAUGAACCGGUUGUCGGCGAAACAAGACGUGAAAAACGAAAAA